UUGUUAUGGCUAGGCCAAAAGUUUUUAUUUAAUCUAAUUUCGAUACAAAAAUUUGUGGUGAACUAAUACAGCAUUUCUAACGCCCAUAAGUAUCGCUUUGUUUGGGGUAAUUUAAUUUCGUCUUUGCCAUUGCCAUGGCCGCCCACAGUGCCGAUAACCCACCCAAUGAACGCACAAAAACACCUCCGCCUCUGCCUCUCUUGCCCAUCAAAGAAACGGCAUCCAUAAUGAUGCUGAACAAUGAUUGCCUGAUGAGUGUUUUCGCUAGUUUGCCGGAUCUACGAACGGAAGUGGCGGUUUCCCGUGUCUGCAAAAGAUUUCAGGCCGUUUGUCUGGCGAAGUGGCGUUACUCGCAUAUGUACGAUGAGUUCGAUUUGGAAAGAUGGCGCGAACUGUUGCCCUGCUACGAAGAUCUCUGCUAUUUUAUACGUCUGAUGCAGCCCUACAUUCGCAAAAUGAACGUAAGCAGCUGUCUGUGUACGUUGCUCAAGGAUCUAGAUGAAAUGCAAAUCUAUGUGCUGCCAAUGGUGACCAGUUUCUACUAUGACCCGGACGAUAUAGACUGCUAUCCCUCGGAUCGCAGCAUACAAAAGAUGACCUACUUGCUGCCUAAUUUACGCCGACUGCGUCUUACAACGCCCAUUCAGGGACGCUACUUGUCCAGUUUCAAGCAGCUGCAGGAGCUGCAUUUGUACGAGGAUCAGCACAAAGACUACGAGCUCCAACAAGAUUAUUUCGAUGACGUCUGCACAAAGUUAGUAAAUCUGAAGGUGCUGGACAUACGCCUGUUCGAUGUGAUAAGCAAACUGCGUCUUAACAAUUGCGUUCACGCGCUUCAGAAUCUCACGAUCCUAAAACUGAAUCUAGCCUCAUUGAAAUCUGUCCUGCACGAGGUCUUAGACCUGCCGGCGCUCAAGCAGCUGGUCGUACUGCUUGAUACUGAAUGGUAUAUACCGGCGCUACUUAAUGUGGAUGCCUUCGAUCAUAAAAUUCGUGAGGUGAGUGAAUUCUACAAGAUAAUGGAGCGGAAGGCGCGACAAAUUGUUGGAUUUGCUGUUGACGGCUAUUACAUGCCGCUGGAGCCCGGCUGGGAUGCCGACUUGCCCAUUUGGUCGCAUCAGAAACUUCAGCGAUUAGCCAUCUGCAGUUGGACCCAUGCUGAGGACUAUCUGGAGCGUUACACCUGUAUGUCGAAUCUCCGCCUGCUGUGCCUGCGAAAUUGGACUUAUCUCUCCGACAAUGUGCUUCUUAAGUUUAUCGAAUCUUGUCCUCAUCUGGAACAUCUGGAUGUUUCCUAUUGCCGCCAACUGACGCCCAAUUUUGUGCACUGUGCGCUAAACAUCAUGAAACGGCGACAGCACAGCAGGUUCUUGGAUGGCUAUAUGCAACGUCUGGAACCACCACUACUGAUCUAUUAUGUCUUAAGCGGCUUCGAGGACUAUGUAGAAUCCAAGAAGCUGAAAAAUUCACCAGACUACAAAGGCUAUAUUGUUUUUAUGGACGAUUUUCCUGCAAGAUCAGAGCGCGGCCUAAGCUUUGUCGAUCGCGGCUAUCAGUUCGAUUUUGAUUAACUGCCCGGUACGAGAUCACUCGAGCGAGAUGAGCUGAAAUCUUUUGUAUAUAGACAAUUUUUCCUUCUCUUGUACCAUUUUCCUAAUUUAAUGAUUUAAUUUUGUAAAUUAUUUUCGCCACUAAGUUAGAAAUUAGAUGCAAAAGGAAACACAUAUACAGUUAUGUAAAAAAUAGUUUAUGGUUAUUAUUAAAAUUCAGAGUUGCCCAAGACAA
Molecule: messenger RNA, 1785 nt
Organism: Scaptodrosophila lebanonensis
Lineage: Eukaryota; Metazoa; Arthropoda; Insecta; Diptera; Drosophilidae
Exons: 3
Coding region: 135-1571 (478 amino acids)
Source: RefSeq, a predicted model, not a curated record